AUGAAACAGCGAAGGACGUACCUGGUGGAGGACCCAGAUACAUUCACGCCAGAACAGCUUGAAGUUAUUGAUGGAUCACUCUCGCUGAAAGGCCUCGAAGCCGUAGAGGAACACCGCGUUACCUUCAACGUAGACGAGCUUCCUGAAGAGAUUCGCAAGUUCCUCGAGCAAUGGCAGGAACUACAUAUCAAAUGGGCCUCUUUGAAGCCCUACACCGCCAUCCCACCCUUCUCAUCACGUGUCACACCAGGCCUACACAUUUUCUAUGAGCCGCGCAAGACGCAACCCAAAGUACAGCUUUGCGACCUUUUGCGAUCGGUCUUCGAUCCAGAAAACGAAUGUUCGUUUGAUUUAGAUGCAGAAGAGAUAGCAACACCCGUUUUCCAUGCGACAGAGGAUCCGGAACCAGACGCCUACCUGCAGUACUACUCCUAUCUUACGACAAUAAACCAGCUCGUCUCUUUGAUCGAAAAAAAGCUUUUGUCCGAAGUCUUCAGAUCCAGAAACUUGCAUAGACCCAAUCCCGACCCCGAAGAUAUCGCUUUCGGCGGCUUCCUCACCGUCCUAGGCCCAGACGCGGCACCCAAGCCUACGCGCGCCACGGACCUGGAAGCACCAGACUGGGUCGUUCCGCAAUGGGGCAGCACUGCGCUCUUCCAACUCGCCUACCCAAUAGAACAUUUAGAAGGUUUGAAAGAACGAGACUGGACAGUCACUAUACCCCUGCACCUCCGGUACUUCCCCGCCACCUCUUCCUCGCACACACGUGUCCCUGUCCCCUGGCCCGUCGUCUUCUGGGCCUGCGAUGCCGAGCAAGACGGCUCUGGGAACCCUUUCGACCGCAAGAACCUGGGCUAUGAUAGUGCAUUUGGAGAGGGAAAGAGAUUCAUGCAUGUACCGCCAAAGAAGAGCGGGAAUGGGACGGGGAAGCUGGUGAGUUGGAUUGAUGUGCCGGUGCUGGACACUAGGGCGGCGGACUGGGUAGAGAUGGGGACGAUUGGAGUUGUUAUUAUCGCGUUCUUGGGAUUGUGCUGGGUGUUGUUUGGGGGUGGGCGUGGAGGACGUGGUCAAGGAAUAGAGGAGAAGAAGUUGAAGAAGAAGCAGUAG
Messenger RNA from Didymosphaeria variabile, 1107 nucleotides. It is a transcript of the gene PBN1, whose product is annotated as protease B nonderepressible form. Gene Ontology annotation, biological process: protein processing; GPI anchor biosynthetic process. NCBI's taxonomy places the organism in Eukaryota, Fungi, Ascomycota, Dothideomycetes, Pleosporales, Didymosphaeriaceae. Gene Ontology annotation, cellular component: endoplasmic reticulum membrane; glycosylphosphatidylinositol-mannosyltransferase I complex. The transcript is spliced from 4 exons. Gene Ontology annotation, molecular function: mannosyltransferase activity. The coding region runs from base 1 to 1107 and encodes 368 amino acids. The record is from RefSeq and is a predicted model, not a curated record.